AUGGAAGCCAUGGAAUCGAAGAAAGUAAAUGAAGUACAAGCUAUCCCUAAAUUUUCUGAGAAGUGUUGCAUAUGUGAGAAUCAUGGGCAUUCAACUAAUGAAUGUCCCACGAUCCCUGCUUUCAAAGAAGUAUUGUUGGACCAAUCUAAUACUGUAAACAUGACACAUAAACCAUAUUCUAGUCCUUACUCUAAUUCUUAUAAUCCAGGAUGGAGGAGCCACCCAAAUUUUAGUUGGAGGGGUGACCAGCAUGUAGCUCCAGCAACCUUGGCUCUGGGGCCCUCUCAACUCACAAUUCAAGCACUUUUAAUGCAAAAGAAGGGAGUUGAAGAUACGGUUCAACAACUAAGUGUGACACAUCAACAAUUCAUGCAAGAGAAGGGUAAAUUUCCUGCACGGUCACAACCAAAUCCACAAGGGCAGCCUCAUCAAGUGCCAGCAAUAAGUGAGGAUCCUAACUUAAAGUCGGUCAAAGCGGUGACUACUUUAAGAAGCGGUAAGGUGGUAGACAUUCCAGCAUAUAAGCCAUACAAUUCUGGUAAGGUUUUUAACCCUUCUAAUAAAGAUGGAGAGCAUGUGUCUGAUGAGCAUGAGAAAAUUUAUUAUCCUAAUACCUGCUCCUUUUCCUCAACGAUUAGUUCUGUUUUGCAUAAAGAUAAGCAUCUUGCUGAAAUUCUUGAUGUUUUUAGGCAAGUUAGUGCUAUCAUUCAGAGUAAUACACCACCUAAAUACAAGGACCCUGGAGCACCUACAAUUGCUUGCGUGAUAGGAAAUUCAAAAAUUGGCCAUGCUUUGUUGGAUCUUGGUUCAAGUGUCAAUUUAUUGCCUUACACUGUGCAACCUCAGGAUUUAGAAGAAGUUCAGGAAGUUAAUUUGUUGGAAAAUAUCCUUGAUGAGGAUUUUCACUUGAAUCUUUCUUCCACUGAUUUACAAUUGUCAUUAGAAAGUAUUUUAAGUGAUGUGAAUAUACUUGAUGAUACUUCUAAUGUUUCUUUUGUAGGAACUAGUCAUGGGGUGCUUUGA
This is a messenger RNA of Carya illinoinensis, 1023 nucleotides long. RefSeq lists its product as uncharacterized. NCBI's taxonomy places the organism in Eukaryota, Viridiplantae, Streptophyta, Magnoliopsida, Fagales, Juglandaceae. Bases 1 to 1023 code for a protein of 340 amino acids. The transcript has 4 exons. The record is from RefSeq and is a predicted model, not a curated record.